AUGGUGGCCAUUUCCAAAACGAACCCACGAGCACUGUGGCAGCAAAGGCCACGGGUAUUGUUUUCUCUGUGGCCUUGCCAAUUCAUAACUCGCCAUUCGAGAUGGUCAAGUCACAUGAUUAAUGAACUCAUUGACGAGGAGCUGUUACCAGGCGACCGAUUGAGGUCCUUCCAUCCUACCCGACCUGGUGAGGUGCUGGAUGGCAGAUUCAGGACAAUCGCAAAACUUGGUUAUGGGGGCGGCUCUACCGUUUGGUUAGCAGAUAAUAUUGCGUUCAAGGACUCGGCAGAUACAUCGGCUCCCCGCUAUGUCGCUGUCAAGAUCGCGGCUCUGGACAUAGAUGCAGCCUGGGAGGCCGGGAUCUCAAAGCUCAUAGCCAAAGCUGACCCGUCACACGAAGGACUAAAAUUUAUUCGAACACACAUCGACGAGUUCCAAUUAACGGGCGAAAGUGGAACACACUCUUGUCUCGUGUACACUCCUAUGAGAGAAACUCUAUUCCAGCUCCAACACAGACUACGGGGUCAGAGACUUGCACCGCCUCUCUUCAAGUUUUUCAUGUACUGUCUCCUUGAAGCUGUUGACUACCUGCAUACUAAAUGUCGCCUCAUUCAUACAGACAUCAAGGACGACAACAUUCUUGUGACGAUUGAAAGCGAAGCUGUCUUAAAGAAAUUUGUCAAACGUCAAAUGAAGAACCCGCAGCCGAAGCACGUUCGAAUCCAGGAUGGCCGUGAAAUUUACCUUUCGCAAGGUAACUUUGGGCCCUUGCAAGGCUCUAGACUGCUGCCAAAGCUCGCCGACUUCAAUCUCGCCUUUCCCGGACUAGCUGAUGGUAACGGCCACCUUUCCGCCAUCCAAUCCCAUCGUUUCCGCGCCCCCGAGGUCAUCCUAGGCUGUCCGUGGUCCUAUAGUGUCGAUAUCUGGAACCUUGGCCUCCUUAUGUGGAACCUCAUGCAAGAUGUUAGUCUGUUCGACCGGCCUGCGGGUGAAGAUGGCGAGUACGACGCUCAUGUCCACCUGGCCCAAAUGGUAUCCCUCUUAGGAGAACCAGACGAGGAAUUGAUCAAGAGGGAGCGCUUCUUUCGUAAUUGCCAGCUCGAGAAACCUGUCAUUAACUCGCGUGGAAAGGAGUGCAAGACCAUGAACGAGUUCUGGGGUGGCCCAUUCUUCAAUGAUGAGAAUAAUAUUCUCCGUACAGAUCUUGUGGAAAGGAAGAUGCUAGCAGAUACGAUAACAGAACUAGCUGGGGACGAGAAAGAUGUAUUCCUUGACUUUGCGUCUGGGAUGCUCCAAUGGUUACCGGAAAAACGCAAGACUGCUAGGGAACUGCUGCAACAUCCUGUCUUUAACUCUUUGAACGAAAGUCGUGCCUGGUGGCGAGAGUGA
Messenger RNA from Metarhizium acridum CQMa 102, 1389 nucleotides. RefSeq lists its product as uncharacterized. The record is from RefSeq and is a predicted model, not a curated record. Lineage: Eukaryota; Fungi; Ascomycota; Sordariomycetes; Hypocreales; Clavicipitaceae. Gene Ontology annotation, molecular function: protein serine/threonine kinase activity; ATP binding. Gene Ontology annotation, biological process: regulation of mRNA processing; peptidyl-serine phosphorylation; spliceosomal complex assembly.